This is a messenger RNA of Tetrahymena thermophila SB210, 1521 nucleotides long. RefSeq names its product protein kinase. NCBI's taxonomy places the organism in Eukaryota, Ciliophora, Oligohymenophorea, Hymenostomatida, Tetrahymenidae. Gene Ontology annotation, cellular component: nucleus; cytoplasm. The record is from RefSeq and is a predicted model, not a curated record. Gene Ontology annotation, biological process: intracellular signal transduction; protein autophosphorylation; peptidyl-serine phosphorylation. The transcript is spliced from 12 exons. Gene Ontology annotation, molecular function: calcium-dependent protein serine/threonine kinase activity; calcium ion binding; calmodulin binding.
AUGAAGGUUUCUUCAUCAGGAUAAAUAUCAUUAGUAGAACACAAAAUUUCAAGAGAAAAGUUUAUUUUAAAGGAAGUAUAAAAAAAACACAUUAGUAACAUUAGCUAAUUCUAUUCAGAUAUAGGAGUAGUUCUUAAAAUUGAUCAUCCAAAUAUACUAAAGGUAUUCUAAGUUUACGAAAGUAUAGAUAAAUUUCAUAUUGUUGAAGAGUACUGCUAAGGAGGAUCGGUGCUAGAAUUUGUAGCCAAGAAGUAGAACUAUAAUGAAAGGCAAUGUGCUAAAAUAGUUUAAUAAAUAUGUUCUGCAUUACUACACAGCCAUUAAAAAGCAAUUAUACAUUAGAAUAUAAAAUCGUCAAAAAUAUUGCUAAAAUAUAAAAAUGAUGAUAACUCUAUUAAGCUGAUUGAUUUAGGAAUUAAUUUAUAAAGCAAAGAUAAGAAAUAAUCUGAAUCAUAAUUACCAUAAAUUCAAGAGUUACCUUUCUUAGCCCCAGAAUAGCUUGAAGGAAGAAAUAUUGAAGUGAGCAAUAGUUGGAAUGUUGGGGUAUUUUUGUACAUUCUAUUUUCUGGUUAGCAUCCCUUUUAAAGCUUAGAUCCUCAAAAAUCUUUAGACCAAAUAAAAAAGGGUAUAUUUACAUUCACUAAGUAGUGUUUCCAUAAUUGCAGUGUGGAACUUAAAGACUUGCUAUCGAAACUGCUUACUAAAAAUGAAAGAAAGCGAAUCAGUAUAAAAUAGUGCUUAGAUCACGAGUGGAUAAUUUAGUCAGACAACUCUCCUAUUUUCGAUUAAUCAUUGACUGAGAAGACUUUUGCGAAUCUUAAAAAAUUUUACUCACAAUUUAUUGAUGAAGUUGAUUAUGAAGAAGAAUAGAGGCUUAAUGCAUUGAAAAGAUAAUAAGAAGAAGAUGAGAGGAGAAGGCUGGAAGAAGAGAGAAGAAGACUUGAAGAAGAAAUGAGAAGAAUGGAGGAAGAAAAGGAGAGAUUGAGAAGGCUUCAAGAAGAAGAAGAGCAAAGAAUGAAAUUAGUUCAAGAGGAAAAUUUAAAAAGGAGAAUGCUAAUGUCUCUUGUUGGUAAAAUUCCUUAGCAUUACAUUGAUAAACUUCAGGCUGUUUUUACUGCAAUCGAUGAAAAUGGAAAUGGACAACUUUCUUUAGAUGAGCUAUUAACAGGUAUGGCUAGAUUUUAGUCGGGAGCUAACAAAUUUAGUGAAGAAGAAUUGAAAGAUAUUUUUUAGAAGAUGGAUGAAGAUAAUUCUGGAGAAGUAAGCUAAGAAGAAUUCAUUCAUGCUUUUGCAGAAUAGUUUUCAAUCAAGAAUAAGAAUAUGAUAUUAUAAUCAUUUAAAUAACUUGAUUAGGAUGGAAGUGGUAUUGUAAAUUUAGAAGAAUUUACAUAUUUACUUUAGAAUGGAAAUUUACCUUUGGGUGAAGUUUCUGUAGAAUAAAUUUUAGGCUUUAUUAAUGACAACAACUAAGGCAAAAUCAAUUACAUAGAUUUCUUUGAAGGACUUCAAAUAACUGAAUGA